GCAGUGGGAGCCGUUGAGAGCCGGGACCAGCCUCCCGCUUCGCCUGGGCUUCAAACCUGUCUCCCUUCAUCCCUGAGCGGCGGCGGUGCUGGGACCACCAUGGCAACCUCCCCCCAGAAGUCCCCGUCUUCCCCCAAAUCCCCCACCCCCAAAUCGCCCCCGUCCAGAAAGAAAGAUGACUCCUUCCUGGGCAAACUUGGCGGCACGCUGGCAAGGAGGAAAAAAGCCAAAGAAGUAUCUGAAUUACAGGAAGAAGGAAUAAAUGCCAUUAACUUACCUCUCAGUCCAAUUCCAUUUGAACUAGACCCUGAGGACACUAUGCUAGAGGAAAAUGAAGUCCGAACAAUGGUUGAUCCAAAUUCCAGAAAUGACCCAAAAUUACAAGAACUAAUGAAGGUAUUAAUUGACUGGAUUAAUGAUGUGUUGGUAGGAGAGAGGAUUAUUGUGAAAGACUUGGCUGAAGACCUGUAUGAUGGACAAGUAUUGCAGAAAUUAUUUGAGAAACUUGAAAGUGAGAAGCUGAAUGUUGCUGAAGUUACUCAGUCUGAAAUUGCUCAGAAACAGAAGCUACAGACAGUUCUUGAAAAGAUCAAUGAAACUCUUAAACUCCCGCCAAGAAGCAUCAAGUGGAACGUUGACUCUGUUCAUGCUAAAAGUCUCGUAGCAAUACUUCAUCUUCUGGUUGCAUUAUCACAGUAUUUUCGAGCUCCAAUCAGACUCCCAGAUCAUGUGUCCAUUCAAGUUGUUGUUGUUCAGAAACGAGAAGGAAUCCUCCAGUCUCGACAAAUCCAAGAGGAAAUAACUGGUAACACUGAGGCAUUAUCAGGAAGGCAUGAACGAGAUGCAUUUGACACUUUGUUUGACCAUGCUCCGGACAAGCUCAAUGUUGUGAAAAAGACUCUCAUCACAUUUGUGAACAAGCAUCUCAAUAAAUUGAAUUUGGAGGUCACUGAACUGGAGACCCAGUUUGCAGAUGGUGUGUACUUAGUCCUGCUAAUGGGUCUCCUUGAAGGCUAUUUUGUUCCUCUGCACAGCUUUUUCUUGACUCCUGAUAGUUUUGAACAAAAGGUCCUUAAUGUAUCCUUUGCAUUUGAGCUAAUGCAGGAUGGUGGGUUGGAAAAACCAAAGCCAAGACCAGAAGAUAUUGUAAAUUGUGACUUGAAGUCCACACUGAGAGUACUGUACAAUUUGUUUACCAAAUACAGGAAUGUGGAGUGAAGAACUGAUUUGGGACAGCAAAGGAGAGUUAACAAAGAAAACAUCAUCACUAGCAUGUUUUUCAUCGGUAUUCCUGUGCAUCCUUAUCCUAAAAGGAACUAAACCAUUUAUCUGAAGAAUUUUUAACUGAUUAUUCUUGCGCUAGUAUUUUCUUAGUAGAAUUAAAACUAAGGCUGUGUAGAACUGAUCUAAAUUAUGAAGAAAAAAGUUUAGAGGAAUUUAUCCGAGUAUCUUCUGGAAGAAUCCAUGUCUCCAAUAGUCUCUCACUCUUCACACUGUUCUGUAGGAGGUGAAAAAACAACCAAAAAUUCAGAUCAAGCUUUGAGAACAAUCAUAGGAAGCUUCUGUUUUGAGUAUCUGUUUUAAUAUUUUUUACAUAAUUUUUUUUCUAAUCUGGGGAGGAAUAUUUUCUAUCCAUAGUAAGAUGGUUGCAUUCUAUUUGUGAGAAAUAUGCACAGGGAGAAAGAGUUAAAUACUGUUGUUCACAUCACAGCUAAUAAGAAGGGGCUUUCUCAAGCACGUAACCUGAUUAAUUUGUAUUUCCAGUGCUGUUAGGCUUGAAUUUUAUGGGUGCAAACUGAAGUGGCUACUCAUUCCUUCAGACUUAAUAUAAUGUGAUGCUCUGCUUUAAAUAUAUAUUAUUGAGCAUUCAGCAUAAGCACACUUUGCAAAUUAUUCACUUGAUUUUGUUCAGUGAACAGAUCUUUUCUGCAAAGUAUGCAUUUCAGGAAAGAAAACCUCUAUAAUGCAGUUUCCUUAUAAUGUUUGUAUUAUUGGCAUAGUAUUAGAAAGUAGAAGAGUGGCCUCUUUUCCUUAUUAGUAGUUGAAACACAGGAUUACCAGGUUAUGAGGUUAGAUUUAUUACUAAAUGGGAUUUAGAAUCUGUCUCUUUGGUUGAUUUUAUGAUGCAUGUAUAUUGCUGCAUAAUAUCCAACACAAAAAAUAAGAUUUAUUUUCCAGAAACAUUCCUGUAGCCUUUCAGAUAUGAAAACACUACUUUUAGGUUAAAACUACUCCCAUCUGCAAAGACUCUGUUAAAAUGUAAACUUCUUUGAUCAUUUUAUGUGGCUAAAAGGAGUACUUUUGUUCUUAUCUUGACCAAGUAUAAGCUGUGAUCUUUUUGGUUUUAGUUUUAACAAAGACACACAAGAGAAAUGGGAACUGAUUCUUCUAUCAGACUAAUAUCAAGCACCAGUCCUGUUUCCAUAAAGAAGCUGAUAGAAACUGCCUGGCACGAGCGUAAAUCAUCAGAAACUACACUGGCAUAAGUUGAGGAGUAAGUUAAUCAUUUGCUAGCGGUCUUGAUGCUAGUAUUAGAUACCUUUCUAACAGAAGUGCUCUACUCCAACCACAGAUUCUUGGAUUCUUGAGUUACACAGUAAGGGAAAAAUCCUUAGGCAGAAAUUACUGGACUAUUUAGAAAUCUUUGGGCUCUUUAGUGCAGGAAGGAGACUUUUGAAUAAUCAUCCGAUUAUGGUUGAACUGGUAUAGGUGAAAGAGAAAGCAAUCUGUCAGCUCUUGACCUUGUUCAUAUAUUUUUCAAAUUUUCAGGGUUUUUUUUUUUUAGUUGUAUAUUUUUACUGUAUAAUUUUCUAGUACGACAUUAGUAUAGAGUGAAGGCAAGUAAUUACAUUGAGUCUUUGAUGAACACUAACUGAUGUUAAAUAAUAAGUUGAUAUUGACUUCUGAUGGGAGGGGCUAUAGAAAUUAUUCUCCUGAGAAGUAAAUAUCAGCUUUUGCAAAAGAAAGGUCAAUAUUUAAUUCAAAGGACAAUAAAUCUGGUUGUUCACUGAACCCAGAAAUCAAUAUCUGUAUUGUUAGAUGCAUUCUAAAUAUCUUCAUUAAAAUGUUUGGAUCCCUCUACAUUUUUUUAACUAAAUUUCUAAAGUUGGAGGUGCAGAAAAGAACAAUUAUUUGCCUUUUACAAAGGUAAAUGACUGGACAUUUUGACCUCAGUGAAAAUGAGCAUAUAUCUUCAUUAGUCUAUUGUAUUAUUGAUCUUUUGGAGAAGCUAAGCAAUAGGAAUUUACCAAGCAUUUUUAAGCAAACCGUGAGACAGAACGUCUUGUGCAUAUCCCAGCAGCAAUAUCAGAUUGUUUUAACGUUUGGCAUGUAAGUUGUUCAUUUGCAAACUUAGACUGCAGUAAUUGUAAUAGUUCAUUGACAAAUGUAUGAUGGUUUUUCUGCAGAUCAUACUCAGCUGAAAUACUUUUUCUCAUUUCAUCAGCAGUGCCAAAACAUUUUGAUUGUUCUUAUUUUCAGGAAUGUACUUUCUUUAAAGAGAGUUAUUUAUGUAAAGGAAAAAGGUUAGGAACAGUGAGGCUGGGUUUUUGCUUGGACCUGAAAAUACGUAUUCCUGUACUAUGGGUAUGACAUUACUGGAGAUCCUGAAGUCUGUCAGACUCCAUUUUCCGUCUUUAAAAAACAUAAAGCUGAGACAGAACAGUGAAAUUCUUGUGCUGAAGCGCAAUUUUGCAGAACCAUACAACAUUUCAACAAAAUGCAAACCUUUACACAAAUAUCUGUCCUAUGGUAGGAAUUCAGGUAAAUUAAAAUCUGCUAUAAAAACAAGAGCAUCAUAUCUGAAUAUAAAUCCGUGUGAUAGCUUUAACACAUGCACACAAAGAGUAGUAUAUGCUGCCAUGUAGGAGUGGGUCACUGCUUAUAUUUUUGACAGUAUAGAUUUAACUAGCUAUCAGAUAAAUACAAAAACUAAUAUACAGAUUAUAUCUAAUAUUUAUUGAUUUGGUAUAGAAUAUUAUAGAAAAAUAGAAUAAUACUAUAGACAGUUUGCUCUUCAACACUCAGUGUAGGCCAGCAGCUUCCUUCAGGGAAGUGAAAUGUUAUCCUAGCUGGGCCAAAUUCUGCUGACACCAAGGAUGCUUUUAUUCUUGAUACACAGCAGUGUAUAUGAAUGUACAGCUGAAUGCAGAAUUUGCCUCACUGUUUAUAUUAGGAUGGAGAAGUUGUUUAAGUUUCAGGUCAGUCUUGGUCCUAUUUAUAACUACUAUAAAUGAUAUCAAGAUCAAUGGAUUUAGUCCACAUAAGAUCUGAACAGUUGCCUGGAGAGGCCUGUUUCUCCUCUGGCUGCAGAGGCAGGACCUGAUCUUGAGGCUGCUGUCUUCAUGCUUUGGCUUGGUUCUUAAAGCCAGAUGGCAUGAGUCCAGUCCGCUGCCUUAAGAUCUCAUGAUGAUCUCUGGGUCUGACCCGCCAAACCAUUGUGCUUCUAUGUGGUGUUCUGUCGCAUGGAGGCCCACAGGUUGUUGAGCCCACAGAAGACUGGCAGAGUAUUAGCCUGGCAUGAAGGUCAAAAAGACAUUGGGACAUUAUGAAACUGCCAAAUGAACAGGGUUCUCUCUGCUUCCAUGACUUCUAAUCCAUCCAUUUGCUAUAACAGCUGUGUGGUGACAAGCUCUGUUUGGAGAUAGGUAUCCUCUGCCUGUUGAUGGAUCCCAGGAGAUUCUGUCAACCACAUGCAAUUGUUUUUUUCAGAGAGGAGCUACAGAUUUUUGUAGUGUAUCAAAAAGAGUUUGUCAAAAUAGUUAUCUAAAAUCUUUGCAUCUUAAGGUCAGCUCCUUUCAAAUUUCUUUCCCAGCUCACUGACAUUUAGUCACCAUAAAGAACAGGCCCCAGGAAAAAGUGUCAAAGGAAUCCUUGCAUAAUUUUACCUGAGACACACGUAUCAAGCCCAUGAUUGGUUUGCUCUGUAGUUCAGAGGGAGUUAUGGACUCACCAAGUCUGUCAUUGAAAAGGAUGACCGCAGAAUACCUAGUUUUAGCCAUUUCGUAGUCUGUAUAUAUCUCCCUGUUAUAGGGGAAACAGCAGCCCUUGCAGCCACAAAGUUCAGACACUUGAGUGGACCAGCAAAUGCUGGAUAAGGUCCUAAUCUACUGUUGACUCUGGACUAAGUUGCUUGUUGGCAUAUCUCCAUGUAAAUCAAUGGCAUGACAUCAACAGAGCAUUUGGUCCUUUCUGUUUUACAGAGGAUUACAGUAUUUGGGUAUGGUUUACAUUCAGGCAAACUACAUUGACUGAGAUAAAUGCUACUUGGUUGGCCUUUGUUCAUACUCAUUUUUGUGAAGCAUGUUUUUAAAUUCAUAUUUCAGACUAAUUUAGCAAACACCUUAUGCCAAGACACAAUGUUGUAAACCAGAAUGGCUUCUAAAACUGAUAGGUUUUAUUUCAUUAGAGAGAAAGAUAUAUAUUAUAUUUAAUAUACUAUGUAUUAGCUUUAGGUCUGCUUUUUGUUAUUCUUGUUCUAUCAAAACAGUCUUCGUGCAUUGUCAGUGUGCUUGACAAGCACUCAAAAAAAGAACAGUGCCUUGGAGACCUCUUGCAAGAUUUUCUUCACUGUUACCUAACAGACUUCUAUCAUUUUACUUUGAGAAUUAGUGUGGGUUUUCUCUUUACAGCUAAUAUACAGUUAAAGGCAGAAGAAAUCCUUUGUACUUAAAAAAAAAAACAAAAACAAAAAAAAAAAAACAAACCACAGCUUAAAAUAUAUAUUAAUUUAAACUAAUUUUAAGUGUCACAUGAAAAAUAGUCUGUUACAAGCAGAUAGUGGCACUACAAUUAUACAUACCUCAGCAUCCACAGAUUUUCCAAAGAGAUUUUGAGUCAUUAGACAUUUAGUAGGGCUAAUCUUUUGUAUUUUGAUGAUAUAUUCUGUGUGCCUAUUUCUGUUUAAAAUAAUAAGAGAUUUUUUUCUGUUUAAUAUUACACACUGCAACACUGUUAGUGUCAUUUAAAUAUUUGAUUCUAAAUCUCAAUAUCAAACUCAUUAAAAACCAACACACAAUAAAGAUUUGCAAAAUUUCCUUAAAGUGUCUCUCUGAAAAUACUGGUUAGUCAAAAUUAAGAUGCCUUGCCUUCAGCUGCAGAAUUAGUAGCUUUCACAAAAUAUAUUCUAUGUACUAUGUAAAUAAGAGACACUCCAUCACUGAUUUUUUUCCUGUGCUUUUUCCUGAAACCUUUGUUAUGAUCCACAAUAAAAUUUGCACCUGAAAAUCAA
Molecule: messenger RNA, 6229 nt
Organism: Dromaius novaehollandiae (emu)
Lineage: Eukaryota; Metazoa; Chordata; Aves; Casuariiformes; Dromaiidae
Gene: PARVA
Product: parvin alpha
Exons: 14
Coding region: 100-1218 (372 amino acids)
Biological process (GO): substrate adhesion-dependent cell spreading; actin cytoskeleton organization; establishment or maintenance of cell polarity
Cellular component (GO): cytoplasm; actin cytoskeleton; focal adhesion
Molecular function (GO): actin binding
Source: RefSeq, a predicted model, not a curated record